AUGAGUGAGCAGCGACACAUGCUUAAGAUGUCCCGGCACCUGUUUUCUUAUUUGAUGCUGUUGCUACUUUUUCUGCUGCUGAUAUGCUUUGGCAGUACGGCUGUGCACGCCCAGGAGGGAAAUAAACCAAAGGAAAUACAAAUGCCAGAGACCGUCGAUAUUUUUGUGCCGCAUCGAACGAUUGUGGAAACACGAGGUAAAGAUCAACUGGGGGAAUCCUUUAUCUCACCUUCUCUUGUCAGUGCUGGUGGGGUCUUGGUUGCGCUUGCCAAGAGCCACACCAGUUUUCCAAGCUCCGGUGAAGAACAGUUUUUCGCCUAUUAUGCUGAUGUUGUGGCGGGGUACAUUGACUCUGCGAAGAACUGGUCGUCUUUUGUCGAUGAAGUCCGACUAAACAAAUGGAAGGCAUACAACAUUUUUCACACAACGAUUCCAAAGGGGCAUGACUUUCCUGUGAGACGCGCGUACCGGCCCACAACAGUUGCAAAGGGUAACAAGGUUUUUUUACUUGUGGGAGACUAUUUUACGAAGCAUUACACUUUAACGAGGAGGGAUGCUACACACCUACAGGGUCUUGAUUUGCUCGUGGGUGAGGCCACGCAAGAUAAAGUCAUCCAAUGGGGCAAACCCACCUCGCUUUUAUCACAAAUUGAACCAUCUGCUAAACAACGUGGCCUGGACCAGUUUGUUAGUGCUGGUGGCUCAGGCGUUGUGAUGGAUGAUGGCACGCUUGUGUUUCCUGUGAUGGCGAGGAAUAAGGUAAAACAACUAUUUCUUUCCAUGAUCAUUUAUUCGAAGGACGACGGCAAAAAUUGGACGCUUUCACAGGGUAUGGUCCCUGCACAGUUGAGAGACUUCCUCAUCGUUGAGUGGGAGCAGGGGCAGCUUGUCAUGGUUGUUCAACGUGAUUCUCUCUCCAAUGUGUUCGAGUCGAGGGACAUGGGGGAAACGUGGACGGAGGCUGUCAGGACACUCACACGCGUGCAGCCCAGGUUUUUACCAAACUCUUUGCGAACAGCUGUGGGAGUGGGGUCCCUCACCACUGCGACCAUUGCUGGAAAGAAGGUCAUGCUGUACACUCAGAAAGGGAUUCUCCGUGAUGACCCGUUGCAAGCCACCGCGCUCUACCUUUGGGUUGCUGACAACAACCGCACGUUUCACGUCGGGCCCAUUUCCAUGGACAUUGGAGAUAACCGGACGUCUAACAACACCCUGCUGUACUCUAACGAUGCAUUGCACCUUUUACAACAGAGGGUCGGUACAACAACCAUAAGUCUGGCUCUUUCCUCUCUAACGGACCAGCUGAAGACGAUCACGUCCGUCUUGGAGACUUGGGCAAAAAUGGACUCCUUCCUCUCGAACUCGUCUGUGCCCACGGCCGGUCUGGUUGGAUUCUUGUCGGAUGCAUCGGGUGAUGGAAGUUGGAACGACGCGUACCGUUGCUUGAAUGCAAUUGUGAGGAAUGCAAAGAAGGUUGAAAAUGGCUUUAAGUUCACGGGGUUUGGGUCAUACGCCAUGUGGCCUGUGAACAUGCGGAAGUAUCACAAUGUGCACAGCUUUGUGAAUUACGCGUUCACGCUUGUGGCGACGGUGAGGAUCGAUGAGGUUCCGAAAGAGAGCGUUCCUCUGCUGGGUGCGGGACUGGAGGACAAUGAAAACACAAAGUUUGUGGGGCUGUCGUACACGACGGAGAAACGGUGGGGGACAGUCUUCAACGGCAUCACGACAAUAACACACAACAGCACUUGGGAGCCGGGGAAGAAGUACAAAGUGGCGCUCAUGCUGCAGGACAACAAGGGCUCCGUGUACGUGGACGGCGUGCUUGUGGGGAAUACUAACAAACUACCAACCCGUGAGGCACUGAGGCACGAUAUCACUCACUUUUACUUUGGUGGCACCGAGAGCAGCAGUGUGACAAUAAAGAACGUCUUUCUGUACAACCAACCACUAAAUGCUAUGAAACUCAAAAAGGUUGACAGCGCCAAGGCAUCAAGGAAGCGUACAGUUGACAGCUCCAAAGCAUCAAGGAAGCGUACAGUUGACAGCUCCAAAGCAUCUGGGAAUCGUACAGUUGACAGCUCCAAAGCAUCUGGGAAUCGUACAGUUGACAGCUCCAAGGCAUCAAGGAAGCGUACAGUUGACAGCUCUAAAGCAUCUGGGAAUCGUACAGUUGACAGCUCUAAAGCAUCUGGGAAUCGUACAGUUGACAGCUCCAAAGCAUCUGGGAAUCGUACAGUUGACAGCUCCAAAGCAUCUGGGAAGCGUACAGUUGACAGCUCCAAAGCAUCUGGGAAGCGUACAGUUGACAGCUCCAAAGCAUCUGGGAAGCGUACAGUUGACAGCUCCAAUGCAGUUGGGAAACUUGCAGGUGACGGCUCUACGCGUGCGGAUGUGUCUCAGCUGCUCCUGCUGCUAUUGGGGCUAUGGAGUUUUGCGGCCCUGUGCUGA
Molecule: messenger RNA, 2448 nt
Organism: Trypanosoma rangeli
Lineage: Eukaryota; Euglenozoa; Kinetoplastea; Trypanosomatida; Trypanosomatidae
Product: group II trans-sialidase superfamily
Exons: 1
Coding region: 1-2448 (815 amino acids)
Biological process (GO): ganglioside catabolic process; oligosaccharide catabolic process
Cellular component (GO): cytoplasm; intracellular membrane-bounded organelle; membrane
Molecular function (GO): exo-alpha-sialidase activity
Source: RefSeq, a predicted model, not a curated record